UCGAUGUGCUCGGCCUUCAGUCAGGUCAUUCAUCAAACAGAUUUGUUCCAAUUCACAAGCCGAUUCUUCUUGCUUCGGCUACAUUUUCUCCCUGUCGUUUCCUGCAUACAACGCGCACCAUCACACAUCUCAGUCUCGCUUCUCCGCCUCUCCAUUUCCUUCUCAUCUCAUCUCAUCGCGAAACACAACUUGAAAGAAACAGAAAAAAUGCACCGAUCGGUGAGCUGGAACCGAUUCUCCGAUGAAUACUACUCGUCCUCCUCUCCGUCGCCGGCGCUGUCAUCGACGCCAGGCCAGGCGUUGCGAUUAUCAUUUGACGGAAAUGAGCAGCCGACGAGUUAUCCAGCGGAUGAGAUGGUGAAGCGAGAGAAGGCGCGAUUCAAGUUCGCCGCAACUGCUGUUCAUGUGAUUCCUCUCGUUUUGGUGCUCUGCGCCAUUCUUCUGUGGUUCUUCUCCAAUCCAGGUAAGAGAAGAUCGUAACGUAACGCAGGUAGAUUUCGAAUUCUCCUUCUUCGAAUCUUUC
Cucurbita pepo subsp. pepo (vegetable marrow) is the source of this 523-nucleotide messenger RNA. Lineage: Eukaryota; Viridiplantae; Streptophyta; Magnoliopsida; Cucurbitales; Cucurbitaceae. The record is from RefSeq and is a predicted model, not a curated record.